UAGUUACGAUUUGUUUUUGUUUCUUCUGCCGCAAGGAAAAAGCUGGGAGCAGCGAUCGAGCGAUCGAGCGAGCGGUUUCAUCACGGAGAAGAUCAAAAUGUCUGGAGGAGGGGGAAAAAAUGACUACCAGCAUCUGGUUCAAGAGCAGCUCCCCGAGCUCGACUACUGUGUCAAUGACAGCCCUCCUCUCGCCGAGACCAUUCUUGUCGGAUUCCAGCACUAUCUUACCAUGGUCGGAACAACGGUUUUGGUCACGACUCCUCUCGUUUACGCCAUGGGGGGGAACGAUAGGGACAAGGCUCGAGUGAUUCAAACGCUACUCUUUGCGAGCGGCAUCAACACGCUCAUCCAGUCCUUCCUUGGAACCAGGCUUCCGGCCAUUGUGGGGGGCUCCUACGCUUACAUCCUCCCCAUCUUCAGCAUCAUCAACUCUCCCAAGCUGCGAGCCAUCACAGACGAUCGCGAGAGGUUUCUUCACUCGAUGAAAGCUAUCCAGGGAGCUCUCAUCUGUGCCUCCAUUCUCCAGAUAGUCCUUGGCUUCAGUGGACUCUGGGGUAUUUUUUCAAGGUACACGAGUCCUCUCACUAUCGGUCCCGUGAUCUUGAUGGUCGGCAUUGGGAUGUUUCAGCUCGGCUUUCCCGGGGUUGGAAAGUGCGUCCAAAUUGGGAUCCCGCAGAUUCUUCUCAUACUCCUGUUCUCUCAGUAUCUCAAGACGCUCAAGGCGAGCAAGAAGAUGCCAUUCUUCGAGCGCUUUGCAAUUGUCAUCGCCGUGGCUCUCACCUGGGCCUACGCUCACUUCCUCACUAUCACUGGCGCUUACAAGCACUCGAGCGAGCUAGGACAGAUCCACUGCCGGACUGAUCGGGCCAAUCUCAUUCGAUCCUCUCCAUGGAUUCGUGUUCCAUACCCACUGGAAUGGGGAGCUCCAACUUUCAACGCGAGCCAUGCGUUUGGAAUGCUUGCUGGUGCCAUUGUGUCACUAGUCGAAUCGACUGGAUCGUUUUAUGGGAUUGCGCGGCUCGCUGGUGCUACGCCACCUCCCUCGUACGUCCUGAGCCGUGGCAUUGGCUGGCAGGGUGUUGGAAUUUUCAUAAAUGGUAUCUUUGGAACGGCAGCUGGUCCGACUAUCUCUGUUGAGAAUGCGGGGCUUGUUGGUAUCACUCGAGUUGGAAGCCGUCGAACCAUCCAAGUCGCAGCUUUCUUCAUGAUCUUUUUCAGCUUGUUCGGAAAAUUCGGUGGUAUCUUUGCAUCGAUCCCCGCGGCAAUGGUGGCUGGCAUCUACUGCGUGCUCUUUGGAGUCUUGGCUGCGAGUGGUGUCUCGUAUCUCCAGUUCACAAACCUCAACUUGCCUCGCAACUUGAUCAUUCUCGGCUUCUCCGUGUUCAUGGCUUUCUCCGUCCCGGAAUACAUUCGAGAGUUUACAAUCUCGGCUGGACACGGCCCAGUUCACACGAAAUCACACUGGUUUAACGAUAUAUUGAACGUGACUCUCUCGUCCGGGCCAGUGAUUGCGCUGAUCGUUGGCGUCGUCCUCGACAACACACUCAAGCUUAAGGUGACAAAGAAGGAUAGAGGAGCGAAUUGGUGGAAGAACUUCCGGACCUUUGGAGCUGACAAGAGGAACGAGGAGUUUUACAAGCUGCCUUUCAAUCUCAACAAGUUCUUUCCUCCAGUGUGACUAAUAGAGUUGUAUCUAAAGAUUAGUUUUUGUUUGACUUGGGUCAUUUAAGAGAAACGGUGACGUACUUCUAACGAGUA
This is a messenger RNA of Selaginella moellendorffii, 1758 nucleotides long. RefSeq names its product nucleobase-ascorbate transporter 2. The transcript has 15 exons. The record is from RefSeq and is a predicted model, not a curated record. Bases 98 to 1678 code for a protein of 526 amino acids. Gene Ontology annotation, biological process: transmembrane transport. Gene Ontology annotation, molecular function: transmembrane transporter activity. Lineage: Eukaryota; Viridiplantae; Streptophyta; Lycopodiopsida; Selaginellales; Selaginellaceae. Gene Ontology annotation, cellular component: membrane.